This is a messenger RNA of Catharus ustulatus (Swainson's thrush), 1139 nucleotides long. RefSeq names its product rRNA 2'-O-methyltransferase fibrillarin-like. Gene Ontology annotation, biological process: rRNA methylation; box C/D sno(s)RNA 3'-end processing. Lineage: Eukaryota; Metazoa; Chordata; Aves; Passeriformes; Turdidae. Gene Ontology annotation, cellular component: small-subunit processome; box C/D methylation guide snoRNP complex; Cajal body. Gene Ontology annotation, molecular function: RNA binding; rRNA methyltransferase activity; histone H2AQ104 methyltransferase activity. Bases 50 to 964 code for a protein of 304 amino acids. The record is from RefSeq and is a predicted model, not a curated record. The transcript is spliced from 9 exons.
UUCCGGUUCCGGCCGAGGCGCGCGAGCCCCGCGUGGAGAAAGCGGCGCGAUGAGGCCGGGUUUCAGCCCCCGAGGGGGACGCGGCGGCUUCCGGGGCCGAGGUUCCCCGUUCCCCCCCCGCGGAGGGGGCGGGGCCCGCGGAGGGGGCGGAGCCCGCGGAGGGGGCGGGGCCCGAGGCGGCCCCAGGGGGGGGGGCCGAGGCCGAGGGGGCGGGGCCAGGGGCGGGGCCCGGGCCGGAUUCAAAGGCGGGAAAAAAGUGACGGUGGAGCCGCACAGGCACGAGGGUGUGUUCAUCUGCCGCGGGCGCGAGGACGCGCUGGUGACGCGGAACCUGGUGCCGGGGGAGUCGGUGUACGGCGAGAAGCGCAUCAGCGUCGAGGACGGAGACACCUCCGUGGAGUACCGGGCCUGGAACCCGUUCCGCUCCAAGCUGGCGGCCGCGAUCCUGGGGGGCAUCGACCAAAUCCACAUCCGGCCCGGAGCCAAGGUGCUGUACCUGGGAGCGGCCUCGGGGACAACAGUGAGCCACGUCAGUGACAUCGUGGGACAGGACGGUGUGGUUUACGCCGUGGAGUUCUCGCACCGCUCGGGCCGGGACCUGCUCAACGUGGCCAAGAAAAGAACGAACGUGGUGCCGGUGAUCGAGGACGCGCGGCACCCGCACAAAUACCGCAUGCUGAUUGGCAUGGUGGACGUGAUCUUCGCCGACGUGGCCCAGCCCGACCAGACGCGAAUCGUGGCCCUGAACGCGCAUCACUUCCUGCGCUGCGGGGGGCACUUCCUCAUCUCCAUCAAGGCCAACUGCAUCGACUCGACGGCGCCGGCCGAGGCCGUGUUCGCGGGGGAGGUGAAGAAGAUGACGGCCGAGAGGAUGAAGCCGCAGGAGCAGCUGACCCUGGAGCCCUACGAGAGGGACCACGCCGUGGUGGUCGGCGUCUACCGGCCCCCUCCAAAGGAGAAAUGACGUCAUCGCACCUCCGGCCCGCCAGGGGGCGCCAACAGCGUGGGCGUGGCCUAGCCCGGAAGUGCUCGGCGCUGAGCCGGAAGUGGGCGUGGCCUAACCCGGAAGUUGUUUUUUGUUUGCGGGGUGGGGGGAGGGGCCCGAGGGGGGUUUUGGUAAAUAAAGGAAAUUUGAUUAA